This is a messenger RNA of Antechinus flavipes (yellow-footed antechinus), 4107 nucleotides long. RefSeq names its product UDP glycosyltransferase 8 (gene UGT8). The transcript is spliced from 6 exons. The coding region runs from base 102 to 1727 and encodes 541 amino acids. Gene Ontology annotation, molecular function: UDP-glycosyltransferase activity. The record is from RefSeq and is a predicted model, not a curated record. Lineage: Eukaryota; Metazoa; Chordata; Mammalia; Dasyuromorphia; Dasyuridae.
CUGAAAUUUGAGCAGGAAAACGGGUUCCUUCUGUCUCGGGCUAAGAUUACAAAGACAGGAGUGACUCCCAAGGAGUAGCAGUAGAAGCGGUAAAACGAGCUAUGAAGUCUUACACUCCGUUUUUCGUACUCCUGUGGAGUGCUGUUGGACUAGCAAAGGCUGCCAAAAUCGUUGUUGUGCCGCCAAUUAUGUUUGAAAGCCAUAUGUACAUUUUCAAGACCUUAGCCUCAGCAUUGCAUGAGAGAGGCCACCAGACAGUGUUUCUCCUGUCCGAAGGCAGAGACAUCAUGCCAUCUAAUCAUUAUGGACUGCAGCGCUAUCCAGGAAUCUUUAACAGCACCACUUCAGAUGCUUUCCUACAGUCCAAAAUGCGGAAUAUUUUCUCUGGGAGACUUACAGUAAUAGAACUGUUCGACAUACUGGACCACUAUUCUAAGAACUGUGAGAUGAUGGUUGGCAACGAUGCCUUGAUGCAGGGCCUGAAAAAAGAAAAAUUUGAUUUGCUGCUCGUGGAUCCUAAUGAGAUGUGUGGAUUUGUUAUAGCUCACCUUUUAGGGGUGAAGUAUGCAGUAUUUUCCACAGGUCUUUGGUAUCCUGCUGAAGUGGGGGCUCCCAUGCCAUUGUCUUAUGUUCCAGAAUUUAACUCACUUCUCACAGAUAAUAUGAACUUUCUGGAAAGGUUGAAAAAUACUGGCGUUUACCUCAUUUCCAGAUUAGGAAUCAGCUAUCUGGUUCUUCCAAAAUAUGAAAGGAUAAUGCAGAAGUAUCACCUGCUUCCAGUGAGAUCCAUGUAUGAUUUGGUUCAGGAGACCAGCCUUUGGAUGCUUUGUACAGAUGUGGCACUGGAGUUCCCAAGACCCACUCUACCUAAUGUUGUUUACGUGGGAGGAAUCCUAACCAAACCAGCCAGCCCACUACCAGAAGAUCUCCAAAGAUGGGUAAAUGAGUCUAAUGAACAUGGUUUUGUCCUGGUAUCUUUUGGAGCUGGUGUAAAAUAUUUAUCAGAAGACAUCACAUGCAAACUAGCAGGAGCUUUGUCAAGGUUGCCUCAAAAGGUGAUUUGGAGGUUUUCUGGACUCAAACCAAAGAAUCUCGGAAAUAACACAAAACUUAUAGAAUGGCUACCCCAAAAUGAUCUGCUUGGACAUUCAAAUAUUAAAGCAUUUCUAAGCCAUGGUGGCUUGAACAGCAUUUUUGAAACUAUGUACCAUGGAGUCCCUGUGGUGGGUAUUCCACUUUUUGGAGAUCAUUAUGAUACAAUGAUUCGAGUUCAGGCAAAAGGCAUGGGCAUAUUGCUAGAAUGGAAGUCAAUGACUGAACAGGACUUAUUUGAAGCCUUGAUAAAAGUUAUUAAUAAUCCCAGCUACCGUGCACGUGCCCAGAAGUUGUCAGAAAUUCACAAGGAUCAACCUAGUCAUCCUGUCAAUCGAACUGUGUAUUGGAUUGAUUACAUUCUCCGUCAUAAUGGAGCACACCAUCUACGGGCUGCUGUCCACCGCAUCUCUUUCUCUCAGUAUUUUUUAUUGGAUAUCGUCUUUGUGCUGUUACUUUGUGCUGCUUUAUUUUACUUCAUUUUCACAAUGAUGGUCAAAUUCACCUACAAACAUAGCACAUGUCUCUGGUCUAGGAAUGAGCAUAGCACUGUUAAUGGACAUUACCACAAUGGAAUCCCCAAUGGCAAAUAUAAAAGAAAUGGCCACAUUAAACAUGAGAAGAAGGUGAAAUGAGCCAUUCCCACCUGUGUUAUCUCAAGGAAUCAGUUCAGUAGUUGAAUUUUUAUCACUGUAACUUAGUCUAAUAGCUACUUAAAGGAAAACCUCAGUAAACAAUUCUAACAGUCCCCUAUGUACUCUUACAGGAUGAAAUUCUAUAUAACUAAGAUGUCUUUAAAAACAAACACACACAUACACACACACACACACACACACACACACACACACACACACACACCCUUAAAAUGUAAAAGUGUAUUUUAUUCUUAAUAUUGAAGAGAGGUUAUUUUGGCACUGAAAUUUUUUAGCAACCUUAAUUUGAAUCAAUUCAAUGACCUUAAAAGUUCUUAGUUUUAAAACCAGAGUGUGUAUGACUGAAAUAAGAAAUUUUUUUUGUUCUCAAAAAAGCUUUUUUUUUUAGUUUAGUUUAGUUUUUUAAUACUUUUCUCUUAAUUGAGAGAAUUUCAGCCAGCUGCAUAUUUUUAAAUUUAUUGAAGUUACAACACUCCUAAGAAUGAGAUUGAGAACAAGGCAUGAUCCCAGAAUGUUUGGCACCCAGAAAUUUAGUUGGUUGUAGACUCAGAAUACUACUAUGAAAGAAUGUUUCCUCCCUAAACUGAGCGCUGAAGAAGAAAAAGAAGUAGCAAUGAUAUUUUUACUAUAUAUGAACUCUUUUGGCCUCUGCUAUUAAAGACAUGAAAUUAAGUAAGGGUACAAAUGAUUGUCACUUAAUAGAUGUACACAUAUUUUGUUUUGUUUUUUUCUUGUGUUUUCCAUUCAUCAAUAACUUUCCUCUGGACAAAUUUUAUGGGAUUUAAAAAAUUAUUUCAACAAAGAGCAUAGAUAUGUUGAAAAUACAUAAUUAAGAAAUGAAACUGACAACAGUGUCCUUGCAAAAAGUUUGAGCUUGUAUACAUAGCCUUGUGAAAGAAGAGGGUUUCUGUCUCUGUCUCUUUUCCAUUUCUCUUUCUUUCCCCCUCAUUCCUUUUCUUCCUUCUUUUCUCCUUGUCUUUCUCUUCAUUCUUUUCUCUUUUUCUUAAGGAAUAUUUUUUGGAGAGGCAGAAUUGGUAUAUAAGAAAUAUUUCAAGUGUUUCCUAUAAUAGGAUAUUUAUACUUAAAAUCUGUUCCAUUUCAAUAUUUCUAUAUUGAAGAGAGAAAAAAGUAAACAUCAUCUUUGUUCAUUAUAUUGAUUCAGACCACACUAUCUUCAUUGCUAAUAUUUCAUGCUCUCAAAAUAGCACGUCUAGUUUUUUUAGUUGGGAACUGCUUUUUGACAAGAGAUUUAGAAUCAAACCCAGUGUACCAUAAUAAAGACCACAGAGAUCAUGUCUUUCUUUUCCCAACAUGAUCCCAAUUGCCCUCUUUCCCUUGGCAAUCUUUUUCAAUCACUGUAGCUGACAUGGGACAUCGAUACUAUUGAUUUGAGAACAGGGAUGCAGGAAAUUCAGCAGAAUAAAACCAAAACUAUUUUCCUGCUGAAACCUGUCAAGGUUGGCAACUUUUAGUAUAUUUCCAUGUCAUUUCUGUUUACGGUGUUUGCUCUACAGAUGCUGAGUGUAUGCUUUAUAUAUAGUUUUAAAUCCCAUGUCUCACCAAGGGAAGGAAAAAGAACAAUUUAUCUAGUGUUGUUCACUAACAUGGGAAAUGUUAUGAAAAUUAGAUAAGAAUAUGGAAGAAUCAUCUUCAUACACAGUGAUGCAAACUUUCAUUACCAAUUACACCAGGAGCCACCAUCCCGUUGUGCAAGUUUAUGUCACAAAAAGUUUCUGAUGCACAGUGCAGACAAGUGUGCUGCUUUCUGAAUACUUGAAGAAAUUAUAAACAAGCUUAUUAACUAUGUUUUUUCUCCUUUUUUUCAUUCUUAGCAUAACAGGACAAUUAAAAGAGAAUGCUUAUGCACAGGCAAUGAUUGGUGAGGUGGUAAUAGAACUUAGAGUGUAUGAAUGAUCUGGUUUUACUGUUUUUGGUAUUGAAGAAAGUAGCUAGUACAAACACUGACCGGAUGAUUAAGCCUAAUUAAUCUCCAUUGUGAUAAAACAAACAAAAAACUUAAACAAUAAACAUGAAUUUAAUGGAGAAAAAUGUUGUAAUAAGUUUUUACUUAGUUGUUAUUUCAUAGAAUAAUUAUGUGCGUCUACUCCACCCUCUUCUUGAUCUCUAGAUUCUUCAUAUAUAUGAGCAUGUAUGAGCGCAUUUAUGCAUUGUGCAUUCUAUCUGAAGCAAUUUUUGUUCUCGUGUAAUGUGGGGGCAAUUAGUGUCAAAAGGCAUAAACACACUUUUUAUACCAGAGCAUCAUUGAAGUAAAAAUGAUAGGCACUGAUUUACACUUGAGAGUUUUGUUUCUUCAUAAUAAACUUAUUGUUAGUUGGUGUCAAUAAAUGAGUGUUUUCAAGGA